GUAUAGAAAAUCAAUGUAUUAUUUUUAUGGCUUCGCGAAAUCAUCGCACCAAAUUAUUUCCACACCACUCUACCUCAUUGCAACUAAUCAAACACUAUAGACUAUAAUAGACAGUAGCAUGUUCGACCUACCAACACAUCUCCCAAACGAACUUCCAACUCAUUUACCCAAUCAACCUACACAUACUGAACCCGUACAAGAACCUACAGAAGACAUACUUGACGAAGAGCAGCAAGCUAAACCCAACCCCAACGAACCAAUCUACAUUCCUGGAACAAACAUAACAUUACAGACCGAAGAAGACAUCGCCAAAUGGAUCGAAGAAAGAAAGAAAAAGUGGCCGAGUAAACAAGUAGUGGCCAAGAAGCUCGAACAGAAACAGAGCGAAAUUCAACAGAAGGAAGAUAGGAAACGACCUGCUGAAUCAAAAGAAGCUCCCGGUAAACGUACCAAAGCCGUCUGCCGCUUUUACCAACAGAACAAAAAGUGCAAAUUUGGCAACAAGUGUAAGAAUCUACAUGUCAUUGAAGCAAAUCCUCUCGCUGGUCACGAACUCACUCAUUAUAAACGCACAGUCAAUGGCAUACCGGUGCUUAUCCCUAAGCUAUACUCCAACAGAACCCACAACACUCCUUCAAAGUCCUCACUAUUCAAACAUUUAAUCUCGCGAGAUCAGCUGGUAGAGAACGAUCAAAUCAUAGAGUUUAUUAAGUUUCUCGAUAAACAAGGUCUCAUAGAUCAUAACGUACAUAUCUAAACUAAGUCUCCUUCGUACUUCUUGAUUGCAUCAAACAAUAUACUGCAUUGUUUAGCAACAUCACCCAAUUUCCCAAUAACCUUACCAUUCCCCUCGCCGAACCCAUAGAUGGAGUACUUUAACCCCACUUUCUUACAAAACAGAAUAACCAAUGGCUGGACUCUUCUGAAAUUAUGACGUGGGAGUCGUGGGAAUAAAUGGUGGAUAGCUUGGAAUUGUAAACCUCCAUGGACAAAGUCAAACCAUUCGGGACAAUCCACAUCCAUGGUGGUUCUCACUUGUCUCGACACAAACGACUCACUGACUCCAAGGUCGGAGGUAGACAUGGCGAAAUGGGAAAGGGUGAUUUGCACAUGGACCAACAUGGUGGUGAUAUGACUCACCAUGACGUAGUUAAAUCUAUUCCAUCCACCAUCAAUGCUCUUAAAUACAAGCAAAUAGAAGAACCAAUAAAAGAAAAACGACAUUCCCAUCAACUCGAAAUAUCUAAACCAGGCAGCCUUACCGUGUCUUGGUCCAUCCCCGUUGAUUAAAUGGGCCCAGGAAAGACGAUACAAGUUGAAUCUUCCAAAACAAAGUAUAGGGUAAUACAUAAAGUGUUGAAUUGGAAUUAAUGCUUGUGCAAACUUGUCAAACCACAAGUAUUUCUUGUAGUAUGUAGAAUAGAUCGAGUCGAAUAAUCUGACACUCACGGCAAAGAAUGGUAAAUGUUGAAUGUCAGGGUCAUGCACGGGGUCAUUUGGGAUCAAAUGAUGAACAUUGUGGUUUCUCUUCCACCAGGUUAAACUCAACCCCCCAAACCAAUCGGCAAUGAGAAUUCCGAAAAUAUUGUCAAAUUGAUAAUUAUGGGUAAUGGCAACGUGACCGGCAUCAUGGGCUAUGAAAGUAGCUUGGUGCCAGGCACACCCCAUGCAAAAUGCACUCAAGAAAAGGUAAUUCAACUUGAGGAACGAAAAUGAAAACAACAUAAGCGAACUAAUCUUCAUUAUUUCUCGAACAUAGUCCCAAUAAUUACACUGGUAGAACCCAUUCCUGAUAACCAAAUCAUGCAAUGCAUUAUACUCAUCGCGUAAAUGUUGCUGAGUCUCGUAGUCCAAUGCCGGUAACGAGUUUAAAUCCUCACGAGUCAAGCCAUUGUCGUAAUUAUCCAUGAGCGUCUUGGGAUUAACAAUGGUUUCUACGUCCACAAUAGGGAAUAACUCAUCGGUGUUCUCCUUGGUGACAAGUACAUUCUGAGGCACAACAGGCACAACUUUCCCAUCGGGUUUUCCAAUUCCAUUGAACUCCUCGACGUCAUUAAGAGUAGAACUAGAACUGUUGAACUCGGUGUCGGAAUCCACUUUGUCCACACUGACCUUAUGGUACACUCCUCCGUGGAUAGGAGGCAAGAGAUUUUCCCAUUUAUAGUCAAUUUCGCCGAUCUUCCACUUGAGGAAUGUGCUCACCGUCUCGUCACAAUGAUACGCAUUCAUUUCAUCGGUAGCAUCACGGCCAAUUAAGUGAUACACGGCCAUGUCUCCACCAGGAUGCUUGUGUAUCCAAUGGGUCAAGUUCAAGACAUGGUUCUUGUAUAUGACGAUGGCUUUCCCAGAUGUAAUAUGGUUGAUAAUCUCUUGUCUGGCAAGGAUCUUAGGUUUUCUUGCGGUUGUACCCAUGAUUAUAACGAGUGAAUGGGAACCAAACGGAAUAAAAAGAGUU
Molecule: messenger RNA, 2455 nt
Organism: Spathaspora passalidarum NRRL Y-27907
Lineage: Eukaryota; Fungi; Ascomycota; Pichiomycetes; Serinales; Debaryomycetaceae
Exons: 1
Coding region: 119-757 (212 amino acids)
Molecular function (GO): metal ion binding
Source: RefSeq, a predicted model, not a curated record